AUGUUAAUUAAACCUAAAGUCAACGAAACAACAGUAUUAAAACAGAUUCCAUCGAUUGUAUCACUCGGUCCAGCGCACCGGGUUGAACCGGUGCAAUUCGGUACAAUCCGGUUAUUCUGGUUCAAAGCAAUUCUCGAAUAUUCGAAACUAGAACGUUUUUCGUACAAAGGUCAAACUGUUGAGAUCACCCCACGAGAGGCCGUGAGAAGAGUAGGGGAUGACCUCACAGUACUCUGCAAAGUCUCAUACCCAAUUGACUCUUGCCGGAUGACAGUUGGUUCGACGCCCUAUAGAUUGAUACCAAGUCAACAGGAUGAAGAAGUCGUCUACUCAGGGCAGGGGUUGCAGUUCGGCGAAUGUGGCGCACACAUUAAGCAUAUAAAAGAGGAAUGGAAUGGCAAUAUCUCCUGUAUGCUGCCGCCGCCGAGUGGGAGUAUUGAAGUCACUGGUAUCAUGCGGCUUGUUGUUGCAAAGCCACCAGCCAACCCUCAACUGAUAUCACCCCCGCAGUCCAACUUCAAGGAGGGAGACGUCUUCAUGGCCCAAUGUAUUGUACCAAACGGACGACCGGUUGCUAAAAUCACAUGGUUUUUGGACGAUGACCAAUUCCUCACAGGCGUCCACCAGCCAAUAAUCACCUCCGAGCCAGGCAUCGACUUGGAGACCAUCAGCCAGAAUAUCACUAAGGAACUGUCAGCUGACGAUAACGGCAAACGACUGGUCUGCAGAGCUGAACACGAAGCUUUAGAUAGUCCUAGGGAGGCUGCGAGACAGCUGGUCGUAUAUUACCCACCAAAGCGCACAGAGGCCGGUCAAGUCACAAUAUUUGGCUUGAAAAUUGGUUCCGAAGGACGUUUGAAUGUAACUGUGAGGGCUAAUCCACCUCCCGAAGCUCAGUGGACCGUUGGAGAGUUGGUGUUAGCUGCUCCUCAAAAGAACGAAGACUCUUCCAUCACCGCCUUGGAACCUGUGCACUUGGGUGGUGGGUACUACAACGUAACAUUAGUACUGACAGCGGUGGCUAAAGAAGACGUCGAUAGAACAUACUACCUGAGAGUUAGCAAUGAUUUGGGAAGAGAGGAAUUCGCCCUACGACUGAGUACCAUGGACGAACCUGCAGGUGUCGAGCUAAGUCCUGGUGCAAUUGCGGGAAUCGUAGUGGCGAUUUUGCUUCUCAUUACACUGGUUUCACUGACUGUGUUCGCCAAGGCUACUGACCGGUGGUGUUUCGCAGGGCGGUCUCACCGCACCGACAUACCGGACGGGGCUGAUUCUGAGGCACCCCUCCCCCCACACGAUGACAUCAAGGGCUCAGAGAAUCCAACCCACGAGCACGGAGACUUCAUCAGUAACGGAGACACAAAACACCCAGAAAAGAAACCAGAUACCGCGGUCUAA
This is a messenger RNA of Pieris macdunnoughi, 1398 nucleotides long. The record is from the annotation of a GenBank genome assembly. NCBI's taxonomy places the organism in Eukaryota, Metazoa, Arthropoda, Insecta, Lepidoptera, Pieridae.